CUAUCGAGUCCGAGUAUAAGCCGAGACGCUCAUCUUCGUUUCGCAACUAAGGCCGUAAAUUCGAAGACCCCGCGUCAGUGUGACAAUUAGCCACUUUUGUACGGCCGUAUGCAGUUCGCCGGCCCAAUUAUAUAUAAGUAGCGGACUAUAUAAAGCUGCCGUGGACGUCGACACUACCUGGAAUCAUACACAAUAUUCAUCAGGAGUUUCCACGAACGUUUCAUUCCAUCCAAGGCCCUCAUAGCUCAUCUGUCUUUCAUUACCAUCACACAAAGCCGCGUAACCUACACCCUAUUGCACCAGCUUGUCCAUCUGCUCAACUCCCCGUUUCCCACCCGCAUCUCUCCACAUAAUGCCGCCCCUCACCAUCGCAAUCAUAGGCGCCGGCCCCGGUGGCCUCCUCCUCGCCCGCCUCCUCCUCCGCUCCCCACCCCCCAUCUCCGUCUCCAUCUUCGAAGCUGAGGCGUCCGCCACCACUCGCUCGCAGGGCAGCACUCUGGAUCUCCGCCCCGGCGGCGGGCUCAAAGCCAUGCGCGAAGCCGGGCUCUGGGACGAGUUCUGCGCCCACGCGCGCUGGAGCGGCGAAGCGCUUAAAGUCGUCGAUAAGAAGCUCGUCACGUGGCUGAGCCGCAGCGGGGGCAGCCAGACGGAGCCGCGGGAGUGGGGCGCGGCGCCCGAGAUUGAUCGGCGGGUGUUGAGGGACGUGUUGCUGGGGAGUGUGGGCGAGGGGGUUGUGAGGUGGGAGAAAAAGGUUGCGAGUGUUGAGGUGGAUGAUGGGACGGGGAAGGGGGUGGUGAGGUUUGUGGAUGGUGGGGAAGAGGGGGGGUUCGAUCUGGUCGUUGGUGCGGAUGGGUGUUGGAGUAAGGUCAGGGCAGCGGUGUCGGAGGUUAAGCCGGUUUAUUCGGGGGUUGGGGGGUUCUCGUUUUCGAUUUCGGAUUGCGAGAGGAGGGCGCCAGAGGUGUGGAAGCUGGUGGAUGGGGGGAGUGUGUUUGGAUAUUCUGAUAGCAAGGGGUUGAAUGGGCAGGUACUGGGGGAUGGGAGUGUGAGCGUGUCGGCGUGGGGGGUGAGAGGUGAAGACUGGAUGAGGGAACGUGGGUAUGAUGUCUACGAUCUUGAGCAGGCGAGGGAGGGGACGAAGAAGGAGUAUGUAGGGUGGGCGAAAGAGUUGACGAAUAUGCUGGAUGCUGUGGAUGAUGAUGUUGUGCCGAGGUCGCUGUAUAUGCUACCGGUUGAUUUUGCGUGGGAGCACAAGAGGGGGGUCACACUGCUGGGCGAUGCAGCGCAUGUCAUGACCCCAUUUGCGGGGAUUGGAGUUAAUAUGGCGUUGCAAGAUGCGAUGGAGUUGGCUCAUGCUAUCAUUGACGCUGCGAAAGAGACGGGGAAGUCAGUUGGAAAGGAUGUCUUGGACGAGCAGAUGAGGAAGUAUGAGAAAGAGCUAUUUCCCAGAAUGCACGCGGCACAGGAGAUUACGGAUGGCGCGAUGAAAGACAUGUACUUCACAGAGGGAGCACCGAGGACAUCGAUACAUCGGUGGUGCUCUACGGUUGCAGGACACGACAUGCAUCCUCUCGUCAGGCCUGUCUUCACCGCAGCGCUUUACACGUACUUCUUCAUUUUCAGGAUGUUCGUUUGAAAGUCGAAUUUGAAAGAUCUUCCUCCAGAGCUUGUAUUAUACUCAGUUCCUUCUUAGAUUACGUAUGCAACACCUUGCUAUAAAAUCACCAAUCUCAGG
Mytilinidion resinicola is the source of this 1732-nucleotide messenger RNA. Its product is annotated as FAD/NAD(P)-binding domain-containing protein. The transcript has a single exon. The record is from RefSeq and is a predicted model, not a curated record. NCBI's taxonomy places the organism in Eukaryota, Fungi, Ascomycota, Dothideomycetes, Mytilinidiales, Mytilinidiaceae. Bases 353 to 1633 code for a protein of 426 amino acids. Gene Ontology annotation, molecular function: FAD binding.